GGUCACGUGGUGUCGCAUCCUUCCAGUGGGCAGACUGGCGUGUCUUUACUGGGUUACGGAACCGCGGAGCAGUCGGGCUGGUUCCGCGCAUAGCCGCGGGAUACAUCGGCUCUUUCCGUCUCUGCAGCCGGACUGCUGCGCUGCCACGGCGCAGGUUAUGCCACCCCAAAGGAUUACUGGACCCCCUGCGGUGAAAGAGAAGGGCUGAUCCCGUCCUUCUCCAGGUUCUCUCAGUUUCCCGCCCGAUCCGUUCCUCCUCUCCCCAUGGCGCUAACCGUACCUCCCCUUCAGUCCUUUCCCUGUUAAACUCUUCCAUUACCCUGCACAGGUUCCUGCCCGUUAGCUCUUCUAAAUUAGCCUUCGGCCGUGUUAGCUAGCCUGUGAGUCGAGACUCUUCCUGUUGGCUGCUGGUUUGGACUCAUGGCUACUGGAGGUCAUGAUGUUCUGGUUAACCUACAGCAGGUGAAGGCGGAGGAUCAGGAUGCAGCUGAGGAGGAGCAGGAAGAAGAAGAGGAAGAGGAGGAGAGUUGGGAGAAGGCUCUGUCUGUGGAGCGCUUCAGAGACAUCAUCGGAGAUUCAGCGUCCUGCGGCGCCGAGCGGAUGGGCCGACUUUACACCGAGAAGGACUUUGAGUAUCACAGACAUGCGUUUCUCCACACACACCACCCGUUAUCCACUCACCUGCCUGCGCUGCAGCGCAAGCGGCCGCACGGCGCCGACCGCAGGCACAAGAAGAAACGCAAGAGAAAAAAAACCUCGCUGCCGCCCUCUGAUGUCACGCCCACCAUCCAGGAAGUAGACGAGGAAGAGGCGGAGUCUGACGCCGACGCACGCCUGGCGACCGCCACUCCCACCGAGUUCCCAGACAUCCAGCCGCAGUUUAGUUUUGGGAGCCAAGAGGACUUGGAGGAACCGCUACGACUUGCUGCCGUCCACGUGGAAAACGAAAAGCGUUCCUCUUCCAGGAAAGCGGCGCUCACGCUGAUAAGGGAGGCGGCGAGUAACGACAGAACCGAGGAGAAAGAUGGAGGACAAGCAGCUUCCCGAGGUGCGUCGGAAGCCGUCGGUCCGGCGCCGAGCCGCUGCUGGCUGCGGCGGAAAGCCGUCCACCAUCGGCUAACGGCCGCCCAGCGCAGCAACUACGACCUGCGGGAGCGGCUCUGCAUCGGCAGCAUGACCGCCAUGGAGGCCGCCGUCUACCAGCAGGUGCCCACCGACGAGGCCGAGGCCCAGAUGUUGGUCAGCGCUGACCUGGACGACAUGAAAAGCCACAGGUUUGAGGACAACCCCGGCGUUCGGCGCCACCUGGUGAAGAAAUCCUCGCGUUGCCAGAUGUCGCGGUCCAGCAUGAGCUCCACGCCGCUGUCCAGUCUGAAGAAGAAGAAGCGAGCGGCGGAUAAGAAGACCCACGAGCUGUUUGUGGAGCUGAACGAGCUCAUCGUGGACAAAGACCAGGAGAUGCGCUGGAAGGAGCGAGCGCGUUGGAUCAAGUUUGAGGAGGACGUGGAGGAGGAAACGGACCGCUGGGGAAAACCUCAUGUGGCGUCGCUGUCGUUCCGGAGCCUGCUGGAGCUUCGCCGCACCAUCACACACGGCGCCGUCCUUCUGGACCUGGAGCAGAACACUCUGCCCGGCAUCGCCCACCUGGUGGUGGAAACCAUGAUCAUCUCGGAUCAGAUCAGAGCGGAGGACCGGCCCAGCGUUCUGCGAGCGCUGCUUCUCAAACACAGCCACCCGAGCGACCUGAAGCACCGUUUCCACCGCCACCAGUCGUCAGCCAGUCUCCACGGCAGCUUCAACCACAACCACGUCCAGGAGACCAGCCUGCCCCUAGUGGCCGAGGAGAACGACGACAAGGGGCCGGUGUACGACCCGAAGCAGGACGUCUUCGUCAGCCUCUUUAAAUCCCUCCACCCUGUGCCUCCAGAGCAUCAUCCAGGUGCUGCCAGGUCCCUCAAGCUGCUCGCCAAGAUUCCCAAAGACGCCGAAGCCGUCAUUGUUCUAGUUGGAUCAGUGGAGUUUCUGGAGCAGCCUGCUAUGGCCUUCGUCCGGCUGAGCGAGGCCGUCCUCCUGGAGUCCGUGCUGGAGGUUCCCGUCCCCGUCCGGUUUCUCUUCGUCCUGCUCGGCCCCAGCCAGUCCAACGUGGACUACCACGAGAUCGGACGCUCCUUCGCCACGCUAAUGUCUGAAAAGAACUUCCAUGAGGUGGCGUACUUCGCAGACGACAGGCAGGACCUCCUGAACGGCAUCAACGAGUUCCUGGACUGCAGCAUCGUCAUCCCGCCGUCGGACGUGGAGGGCAAAGACCUGCUGAAGACGGUGGCCGACUUCCAGAAGCAGCUGCUGCGCAAAAGGAGGGACCGAGAAGGCAAGAAGCUCCCUUCUGCUCACGGAGCGGAGCAGGACAGCAAAGCCGAGGCGAGUCCGGAGGAAGAGGAGGAGGCGGAACAGGAAGUGGACCCUCUGAAGCGCUCAGGCGUCCCGUUCGGGGGCCUGAUCCACGACAUGCGCCGCCGCUACCCGCAGUACGUCAGCGACCUGCGGGACGCCCUGGACACGCAGUGUGUCGCCGCCGUCAUCUUCAUCUACUUUGCUGCGCUGUCGCCCACCAUCACGUUCGGAGGCCUGCUGGGGGAGAAAACCGAAGGCCUGAUGGGCGUAACCGAGCUAAUCAUUUCCACGGCAACGCUGGGGGUUAUCUUCUCCCUGCUGGCCGGUCAGCCGCUCCUCAUCAUCGGUUUCUCCGGACCGCUGCUGGUGUUCGAAGAGGCUUUCUACAAGUUCUGUCAGGCGCAUGACUUUGAAUACCUGACCGGCCGCGUCUGGAUCGGCUUCUGGCUCAUCUUCAUCGUCCUGGUGAUCGUGGCGGCGGAGGGAAGUUUCCUGGUCCGCUACAUCUCACCGUUCACACAGGAAAUCUUCGCCUUCCUCAUUUCCCUCAUCUUCAUCUACGAAACCUUCUCCAAACUCAUCAAGGUGUUUAAGGAGCAUCCGCUGAUGACGGUUUACCCGUCGGACUCCACCGUGGAUGUGGAUGGUCCGGUCCUCAACCAGCCCAACACGGCCCUCCUGUCCCUGGUGCUCAUGAUAGGAACCUUCUUCGUUGCUUUUUUCCUCAGGAAGUUCAGAAACAGUCGCUUUCUGGGCGGCAAGGCUAGAAGAAUUAUCGGUGACUUCGGGAUUCCCAUCUCCAUCCUGCUGUCCGUACUGGUGGAUAUCUCCAUUCCUGACACCUACACUCAGAAACUCAAUGUGCCGUCUGGGUUUUCCGUCACGUCUCCCGACAAGAGAGGCUGGCUCAUCAGUCCGUUCGGAGACAAGCAGCCGUUCCCAACAUGGAUGAUGGGAGCGUCCGUCGUUCCCGCUCUCCUCGUCUUCAUCCUCAUCUUCAUGGAAACACAGAUCACCUCGCUGAUCGUCAGUAAGAAGGAGCGCCGCCUGUUGAAAGGCUCUGGCUUCCACCUGGACCUGCUGCUCAUCGUCGUGCUCGGCGCCGUCUGCCCGCUCUUCGGCCUGCCGUGGCUCACCGCCGCCACGGUGCGCUCCGUGACGCACGUCAACGCGCUGACGGUGAUGAGCAAAGCCACGGCGCCUGGGGAGAAGCCCGUGAUCCAGGAGGUGAAGGAGCAGCGGCUGACCGGCCUGCUGGUGGCGGUGCUGGUCGGCAUGUCCAUCGUGAUGACCGACGUCCUGCGCCACAUCCCGCUCGCCGUCCUCUUCGGCAUCUUCCUCUACAUGGGCGUCACCUCGCUGACCGGCAUCCAGCUCUAUGAACGCAUCACGCUCAUGGUGACUCCCGCCAAGCACCACCCGGACCACAUCUACGUUACCAAGGUGAGGACGUGGCGUAUGAACAUGUUCACCGUCAUCCAGCUGGCCUGCAUCGUGGCGCUGUGGGUGGUGAAGUCCACCGUGGCGUCGCUGGCCUUCCCCUUCAUCCUCAUCAUGACCGUGCCGCUGCGCCGCCUCGUCCUCUCCAGGAUCUUCGAGGAGCGUGAGCUGCAGGCGCUGGACUGCGACGAAGACUCCCCCAACUUUGACGAAGACGGCCGAGACGAAUACAACGAGAUCCACAUGCUCGUCUGAAGAUCAGAACCCGGUUCCUCCUGCGGCGCCGCCGGAUCGAAGCACACAGACACUGAACCGAGUUACACACUGGAUGAAAACGCACCUUCGCUCCGUUUCCAUCCAGAAACCAGACGCUUCAACAUCUUAUGGAUCCUUUUGUCCCUUUAACUUCUCUGCAGGUCUGGGGAAAACUGCAAUGGGGAAACAAACAUGAUUUAUUUUCUUUUUGUAAGGAGAAAUCAGAACUGCCUGUAGAUGAGCUGCCUCUUCCUCUGUACUGCCGUUAUCGCUUUCACUUUUAGAAACUAACUUUCUGACAGCUGAACUUCCUGGCCGUCUUUAAAUGUCGUUUUCUGGUGGAAACUCAGAGGAAAUCUGUUAGUAGUUUGACCCCUGAACUUAUAAAUAUAUAAUUCACACCCACCCAACCUUAA
Molecule: messenger RNA, 4502 nt
Organism: Xiphophorus couchianus (Monterrey platyfish)
Lineage: Eukaryota; Metazoa; Chordata; Actinopteri; Cyprinodontiformes; Poeciliidae
Gene: slc4a3
Product: solute carrier family 4 member 3
Exons: 23
Coding region: 421-4086 (1221 amino acids)
Biological process (GO): monoatomic anion transport; regulation of intracellular pH; transmembrane transport
Cellular component (GO): plasma membrane
Molecular function (GO): monoatomic anion transmembrane transporter activity; solute:inorganic anion antiporter activity
Source: RefSeq, a predicted model, not a curated record